UCUCCAUCAGCUUUCCCAGAUCCCGUCAUGGACCAUUUUGACUGCCUGCCCUGAUAAGCCAGCUCGGGCCAAGCAGAAGAAACCAAAUAAUUCCACCCUGGCUGUCUCAGAGUUCGCAGCUCUCAUUGCUUUCCUGCCUAUCCCAACUUUCUUCGGGAACGCAAAAUCUCGGAGUCCAUUGCCUCCUGCAACUGCAUCUGCAAUUGCAAGCUCCGCAAGCUCUGCCGCUUCUCCCUUGCCCACAAAGAAAGCGCCGCCGGUGUUGUGAAGUUACCAGCUUUGUCGCACUUGCCGUUAGCAAUAAGAAAUGGCUGACAGCGCCGCCGUCAACGGCAAUCCCCCCGUGGAUUCCCUCAAGUCGAGUAAGUGUCAAGUGUCUCACAGCCCACAGCCUCUCCAUCGCACCCUGAUUCUUCCGCUGCGCAGAGCAGCUGACGAUACCAUUCCCACCGCUCCAGAUGCCGCAGCCGCCUACAACACUGUCGCCAAUGGUCCGGUAGCUCAGAACGUCAUGGAUCAGUCCGCGAAGACCUCGGCCGAGCUCUCCAACCUGGCCGCUUCCCGCCAACGGCCCAGCUACACGGCUGCCACCGGCCAGCCGCUGACACAUUAUCACUCGUUCUUUUCGGAGCUCCUGUCGUGGCGCAACCCUCGGGCCUCGGCCAUCGCCUAUGCCGCCGUCGUGUCGCUCAUCUUCUCGGUUAGGUAUCUGGACAUUCUGCGCUGGGGUUUUAAGCUCACCUGGAUGGUCCUCGGCAUCACCAUCGCCGCCGAGGUCGUCGGGAAGGCGCUCCUGAACCACGGCUUUACGACCCAGCUCCGGCCCCGCAAGUACUACACCGUUCCGCGGGAGACCCUCGAUGCUCUCAUUGGCGAUGUCCACGAGCUCAUCAACUUCUUCGUCAUCGAGUCGCAGCGCGUGCUGUUCGCCGAGAACGUCUAUGCUUCCGCUGCUGCCGCGCUCGCCGCCUUCAUCUCGUACUACCUCGUCAGGAUCGUGCCCUACUGGGGCCUGGCCGUCAUCGCCACCACCGUCGUCUUCUUUGCGCCGCUCGUCUACACUACCAACCAGGAGUUCAUCGACUCGCAGCUCAAGCACGCUGGCGAGGUGCUCAACGCCCAGACGGCCCAGCUGCGCUCGGUUGCCCAGAAGCAGACCAAGCAGGCUACCCAGGUGACCAAGCAGUACAUGGGCGACUACACCGCUAAGGCUCAGGCCCUGAUCAAGGGCGCCACCCAUCAUCACGAGCAGGCGCCCAAGAAGACGACGCCCCUCAAGGCGUCCGACUUCCCCGCUGCUCCCAAGGAGGAGCCGAAGAAGCCGGCCGACGCGGAGCCCGCGCCCGCGCCCGAGCCCGAGCCCGUCGCCAAAACGGAAGAGGAGCCCCUGAUUGCCGCUUAAGCCGGCGCCUCUUUCCCUUCCCCAUUUUGGUGACCGCACGUUUCCAUUUGUACUAUUCUACACCUGCCCGGCUGGC
Molecule: messenger RNA, 1478 nt
Organism: Thermothielavioides terrestris NRRL 8126
Lineage: Eukaryota; Fungi; Ascomycota; Sordariomycetes; Sordariales; Chaetomiaceae
Exons: 6
Coding region: 308-1402 (364 amino acids)
Source: RefSeq, a predicted model, not a curated record